Molecule: messenger RNA, 1918 nt
Organism: Drosophila grimshawi
Lineage: Eukaryota; Metazoa; Arthropoda; Insecta; Diptera; Drosophilidae
Gene: vn
Product: protein vein
Exons: 7
Coding region: 140-1855 (571 amino acids)
Biological process (GO): intracellular signal transduction; animal organ development; nervous system development
Molecular function (GO): signaling receptor binding
Source: RefSeq, a predicted model, not a curated record
CAGCAGCAACAACUAGCAACUAGCAGCAGCAGCAGCAGCAACGAGCAAGCAGCAACCGAUAAGCGAUAGCGACAGCAAUCGAUUGUUGAUUUGUAAAUAAAGCUAGGGCAACAGCAAACAAACAACUUUGGAGGACGCCAUGUAUGCGCAACAUGUGCGCAAAUGGAGUCUAAAAACGCAACCGCAACUAAUGCCAUUGAUAUCGCUAGCAAUCUACGUCAGCAACAUGUUGCUAUUGAUCACAUGUGCGCCGACGACAACAGCAGCAGCAACAACAACAACCACACAGCGGCAGCAGCAGUUGCAGCAGCAAAGAUUAUGGGAAUCAGAAGAAAGUAGCUACUAUAUUGCACUACCACAGCAGCAACAGCAGCAGCAGCAGCUGGCGGACAAUGGCAGAGGGAGCAGUGAAAGCGUCGGCAUUAGCAGCCGCAGCAACAUCGACAACAAUAUCUUAAGUAGGCUGUUUAAUCGGCCCAGCAAUAGUCUUAGUAGCACUAGCAACAUUAAGUUAAGGCCAGCAACAGUAUUCGAUGCGGCUGUACAGCAACAACAGCAGCAACAGCAGCAUAUUGCUGCGGUGACAACGCAACAGUCACAACAGCAACAAGUUCCAAAUACGCUAAUAAAUAGUCAAAUAUAUAAAUUAUUAUAUAAUGGCAUGCCCAGCGUUUCAACGAGCAGUAAAACGCGACGACAUGCGCAACAACAGCAGCAGCAACAACAACUCAGCAGCUCGGCGCGGCAGCAGCAGCAACCUGCACAGCAGCAGCAACAGCGUCGAAAACAUCCCGGCAAACAUCGGAGAUACAAACAGCCGUAUUGUUCUGCCCACGAUCCCGCCCAGUUGGCGUAUGCGGCGCCCACCGUCUUCCGUGGUGUCUUCACCUCAAUGACGGCGGAUCGGCGGGCGAACUUCUCGGCGACGAUGAAGGUGCUGUAUGUGUACAAGCAGCAAAGGGACCUGCAACUGCCACAGCUCGUCCGGCUGCAGUUCGCGCUGAGCAACAGCAGCGGCGAAUGCGACAUCUAUCAGGAGCAAUUGUUGCCGCGUGGCCUGGUGCGACGCAACAAACUGGAGCAGUCCUCGGACAUCAGCUACAUGAUGUUCGUCCAGCAAACGAAUCCCGGCAACUUCUCCAUUCUCGGACAGCCAAAACGCGUCACGGCUCGGGUGCUCAAAUCGGUCCAAAAGGCUGUGAAUGAAACUUAUGCACAGAACGCAUCGAUCAAGUCGAUCAAAUGGACGUCGAGCAGCGGCACGAUGAGGAAUGGCCAGGAGCUAACAUCGACAUCGACGAUAACGCCGAGCAACGCAACGAUGCAGAAUGGGGAUGAGCUGCGCAUCAUAUGCGAGGUGAGGGGUGAGCCGCCCCCAAAGGUGACCUGGUUCAAGGACGACAAGUCGAUAAAUCGCAAACGCCGUGUUUACCAAUUUAAGCAUUUCAAAAGACGUUCCGUGCUGAUUGUGCGCUCCUUUAACGGUUCCACCGAUGCGGGCAAAUACGAGUGCCGUGCCAAGAACAAAGCCAGCAAAACUAUCGACAAGCGACGCAUCAUGAUCAAUGCUCAUCUAGUUCCGAUGCGACCGGAUCAGCACAGCAUGGGCUAUGGCUAUCCAUGUGAACUUGAGAAUAUAUGCUUUCACGGCGGCACCUGCAUGAUAAUACCGGAUCUAACUCAGUUCUAUUGCAAUUGCCCGGAAGGAUUCAAUGGCGUGCGCUGCGAGUUCUCCCGUCCAGACAGUACGUACAGCAAUAAUCCCGAAUGUGGCAACAAGUAUUAUGGAGGUUCCACCUACAAAAUGGCCUACGGCAAAAAUUACAAUCGAUGGAUGAGAAGAAGUGCAAAAUAGACGGCUAUCCCAUACCAACUACCUGCACUUGCCAGCUAUUGGAUCUCAUGCUUAGUUAUAGUU